CACGGCGCCUCGGACGCUGACCCCUCGGCGCAGGGUCGCGGCGCUGGCCCGCGUGGCCGCGGCGCCUGCAGCGACCGCACCACCAGUUGGCAUCAUCACUUGGUGCAGAGGAGCCUCGUGCUCUUCUCUGUCGGGGUCGUCCUGGCCCUGGUGCUCAACCUGCUGCAGAUCCAGAGGAAUGUCACCCUAUUCCCUGAGGAGGUGAUCGCCACCAUCUUUUCUUCAGCCUGGUGGGUCCCGCCCUGUUGCGGGACAGCUGCUGCUGUUGUCGGCCUGCUGUACCCCUGUAUCGACAGUCACCUGGGAGAGCCCCACAAAUUCAAGAGGGAGUGGGCCAGCGUCAUGCGCUGUAUAGCAGUGUUCGUGGGCAUCAACCACGCCAGCGCUAAAUUGGAUUUUGCCAAUAAUGUCCAGCUUUCCUUGACCUUGGCAGCCCUGUCCCUGGGCCUUUGGUGGACCUUCGACCGUUCAAGAAGUGGCCUUGGGCUCGGGAUCACCAUAGCGUUUCUGGCUACUCUGAUCACGCAGUUUCUCGUGUACAAUGGUGUCUAUCAGUACACAUCCCCAGAUUUCCUCUAUAUCCGUUCCUGGCUCCCGUGUAUCUUCUUCUCAGGAGGCGUCACCGUGGGCAACAUAGGGCGCCAGUUAGCGAUGGGUGUUCCAGAAAAGCAGCAUAGUGACUGAGUCCUCAGACCCCCGACUGGAAGAGUAAACGAGAUCUGGGGAGAGAAUCUGUGGUCCCGGAUUGUAACAAAGAUGACCGCUUUCCUGAGUAAUCUGUAGAUCGGGCUGACUGCCAAGGACUCCGGGGAGAGACGCUCACCAGUCUAGCAUAGCGGGGCGGAGAAAACAGCUACUUACCGUGCCCGGCUGCGCACACCUGUCUGUGCUCUGGAACAUCCUGCCCGGCUCUGGGCGUUCAGGCAGGUGGCAGUUCCCAAGUAUUAGAUUUCUCUCAUGUGAUUAAAAACCAGUUGCCAUAUUUCAAAGGCGUGAACUAAAACUUCAUCACCAACUCCCAAUUUUGUGUCAGUGUCCUAAGGAGACGAGUUGAUGGUACUUACAGAGGCACAGUGUGGAGUAGGAGCAGUGGCAGCCGGGGCACAUGGAGAUGGGUCGUGUGGAGAAAGCGGAGAGCCAGGCGACCGGGCGCCAGGGCAGUGCAGCAGCGCUCCGCCGUGCCUGCUCGGCGCUGCAGUGCACGCUCACGUGUUGCACACACACACGUGUCACCGCUGGUAGACGAUGCCUCUCUCCCCGCCCACAGGAGCCUGUAUAGACAAUCUACUGAGUGCAAAAGGCAAUGGAAGGUCACUUCCACACUGUGAAGCUGGGAUUCUCACCUCCGUCGAUGAAGUUUUAUCCAAAAUCCAUGACUCUCUAAGUGAAUUCCUGUCUGACCCGCAUUUCAUUCUUAGCCAAAAUGGUGUGUUUCUUUGUUACUCCGGAAGAGCAAUGACUGUUUUUCCCACAGCCCACGAAAUUUGCAAUCUGUGAUUGCUGUGUAAGAGGAGUGUGCGUGUCACUGCAUUCAACACGCAGCGGCCCCAGACAGACGCCACCGCAGAGAGCACGGUGUCCUCGUUGAGUGGCAUAGACUGCGGGCAGCCUGGUCCGCCAGCGUCGGGUCCUGAACUUCAAGUGCAAUGUGUGUGGAGACCGAUCUGAGCCUUGUAUUCUCUUCACUAUUUAUUUUUUUUAAUGUACGGGAUGUUCAAGAGAGGGAUUCUCCAUUCAUUUCAGUGCUGCAUGGAGGCAAAACUCAGCAAUAAUUUCUUUCAGUUGUAAAGUUCCUUCAUUGUUGUACCCGCCACUGAGCCCUAGUCUUUGAAAUACUCCAGUUUUAUGGGUUUAGUGCUUUUUACUUACAAAUUUACCUUUUUGUAUUUUGCAGUUUAAAUGUUUUGGUUUGUUUUAAAUUCUGUGAACAUGACUUGACUGAAAGCCUCCUGGGAAUGGAAGCCAGCGGUCUGCAGAGUAGGCCUGAGACUGGGGUGCGGGAGUGUCGGCGUGUGGACCGGGCUUCGUCCUCGUGCUGGCCCUCGGGGUUUUCUGGUUUGGUUUUGAGGAAACUGUCUUGGAAUGUUUUAGGUUACUGAAGCUAAUUGGUUUUAGAGGAAUUUUGUUAAACAGAAAAUGGGGUCAUUCUGAACUUUGGAUUGAUCCCUCGUAAUUUUUCUGAAAAUGAAAACAUUAGUUCUGUGAAAACUUUUUUUCAAUGAAGAUGUCGGCAUUUUAUGAAAAACCAGAAGUUAUUAGAUGAAAGCAGUAAGUGAAUCUUUAAAAUCUACUUGAUCAUGCACAAAAAAUAAGUAUUUUUUCUCUUAAGCUGGAAGUAAAUCUAUAUCUGUUAGAAAUGAUGUAGCCAAAAUGAUGCAAACCUAAAGGAUUUUUUGCCAAUAGUUUAUAGCAAAUAUAAGAACCAAAGUGAUUUGAGUUUGUAAAAAUGUAAAAAAUGUAAAAUAGUAUAAACAAAAUUUGCACUAUACCAGAUUUGAACACCUAGUGAGAUUCACAUUCAUACUGAGUUUUCAACCUUGUGGGGUUUUUUGCAUUUAUUUUUUACUUUUAUUAAAGGUUCAAAACCAA
Molecule: messenger RNA, 2589 nt
Organism: Tupaia belangeri chinensis (Chinese tree shrew)
Lineage: Eukaryota; Metazoa; Chordata; Mammalia; Scandentia; Tupaiidae
Gene: INSIG1
Product: insulin induced gene 1
Biological process (GO): SREBP-SCAP complex retention in endoplasmic reticulum; cellular response to insulin stimulus; cholesterol biosynthetic process
Cellular component (GO): SREBP-SCAP-Insig complex; endoplasmic reticulum
Source: RefSeq, a predicted model, not a curated record